AACCAGAAGCGCGUAGUCAGUUAAGUACUUUCGUUUAACAUACCCAAUUGUCCGGGUCAAAAACAUUGGUCCUGGGGAAUUUAAGUAUGGAUCUUUGUGCUAAUGUCGUGAUCAGCGACGUUGAUUGUGUGUGAUUUUCAGAAGAAAAUGCCGCGUCUUCCAUUAUACGGAGAUUGUGUUCCUGUGGAUUGCCGUUUAGUGUCGUCGAUUAUUUGUAGGUGUUGUUGCGCGGUGUGUUGUGAAUCAUUCGAAAAUUGACUGAUCAAGUUUUUUCUUAAUGACGUACUAGUGUUAAUAGGCCAGUACCAUGGAUUUUAUUUAAAUUGGUUUUAUUUGAAUGAUUACCUUUCAUAGUCAUCGCAUUACUCACAAGUGUUCGGACCUUUCUGAAUGGAGGUCCUGGUAAUGCCAUCUAGUCUGACGAAGUUGUAAGGAGUAAUGGGACGAACACUGUGGCUCAAGUUCGCGUGUAUCUGGCUAUGGUGUUGCAUGAUACAGGGCCAUCCUGACACGUCCCGGAUGUCAUUUCAUCAAAGUAUGAAUCCCUCGCUGGGUUCCAUAGCAGCUGUUAGCAGCUCUUACGAAGAUGAAGUGUGCCUAGAUGUUGACAUCCGGAAUUCUGUGUCUAUGUUCAACAAAUUAACGAACUGUUCUGUAGUGGAAGGCUCGGUACAAAUUUUACUAAUUGACAAUGCGGAAAGCAAGGACUUUGAAAACAUGACUUUUCCGAAGCUUAAGGAAAUUACGGGUUAUCUUCUUCUCUAUAGAGUACAAGGUCUUCAGUCACUGUCUAAACUCUUCCCCAACUUGGCAGUAAUACGAGGAGACGUACUGUUUCACAACUAUGCUCUUGUCAUAUAUGAAUUGCGUGCCAUACUGGAUGUUGGACUACUUAGUUUAACAACAAUUCUUCGAGGAUCUGUUCGUAUUGAAAAGAAUCCACAUUUGUGCUAUGUAGAAACCAUCGACUGGGAUAUAAUUGCCAAAGCUGGUCGAGGUGGACAUUUCAUCAAAGAUAAUAAAGCAUAUGCUCAAUGUCCCAAUACGUGCCCUGACAGUGAUUGUCCAAAGAGUAGCAAUUCCAAAUCACGAAUGCAGCAGAAACUAUGUUGGAAUUCUCAUGCAUGCCAGAAAGUGUGUAGUUCUAACUGCCUGUAUCAAAAUUUGACAUGCUCAUCUAGAGAUCAAUGCUGCCAUCCAGAAUGUCUUGGAGGCUGUAGUGGACAUUUAUCCAAAGAAUGUGUUGCAUGCCGGCAUGUUGUAUAUAAUGUAACAUGUGUAAGUCAGUGUCCACCUGGUACUUAUAAAUAUUUAGAUCGAAGAUGCAUUGAAGCAGAGAAAUGCAAGAGGAUUCAGAACAAACUUUCCAUUACCCGAGACAGCCAAGAAAUUUAUUGGAAACCGGUAAAAGGAGAAUGUCUACCUCAGUGCCCUGUUGGUUAUGCAGAAAAUGAACGGAACAAACAUGAAUGUAAACCAUGCAAAGGGCAAUGUCCGAAAAUUUGUGCUGGGGCUGUUAUUGAUAGUGUUGGAUCGGCACAGAAAUUAAAAGGCUGUACACAAAUAUAUGGUUCACUAGAAAUACAGAUUCAAGGAGGAGAUAACAUUAUAAAAGAACUGGAAGCAAGUCUUAGUAGUAUUCAAGAAAUUAAAGGAUAUCUCAAAGUAGCACGAUCCUUUCCUCUUGUAUCUUUGAAUUUUUUAAGAGAUUUAACUGUUAUCCAUGGAGAGCAGCUUGAUAAGAAAGAGUAUGCACUCCUUGUAUUGGACAACCAAAAUCUUCAAGAGCUUUGGAACUGGGAAAGUAGGAAAACUAAACUUCGCAUUGAAGGUGGAAAAGUAUUUUUUCAUUUCAACUCCAAAUUGUGCCCGAAUAAAAUUCAAGAACUCAAAAAAUAUGCUGAAGUAAAGGACUGGGAUGAGAGAGAUGUUUCUCCUAGUUCAAAUGGUGACAGAGUGGCAUGUAAUAUCGUUGACAUGAAUCUCACAGUUUGGGGAAUCAAAGCUAAUGUUGUUGGUUUGUCUUGGAAAAAUUUUCGGAAAACCCACGAAGAUAUGGAUUUUCGCUCUCUACUUGGUUAUGUAAUUUACUACAGAGAAGCUCCUGAUAGGAAUGUUACUAUAUUUGAUGGAAGAGAUGCCUGUGGAGCUGACGAGUGGAAGAUAGAUGAUGUGGAUGCUAAUGAUGAAGAUGAAAGCAUCAUAACAUUGUUACCUCAUUUGAAGCCAUUUACUAUGUAUGCUGCCUACAUGCGAACUUACACAAUAGCUUCUGCUUUAGUGGGAGCUCAAAGUCCUAUUAUUUAUUUUACAACUAAACCAUCUACACCAUCAUCUCCCGUAAAUGUUCAAGCACACGCAUCAUCUCAUAAUGAAAUCAUUAUAACAUGGCAUAGUCCAAAGCAUCCUAAUGGAAUCAUCACUCAUUAUGUCAUUGAUGGAAUUCGUGAGAAAGAUUCUUCUGAAUUCAUCAGCCAAAGGAAUUACUGUAAUGAGCCUUUGGUUAUGUCCGAUUUUAAAAAACCUAAUCAGGACAAAAGUACUGAAAUUAGUGAUAUGUGGACAUUUGAGGAGAAGAAGAAGCCUAAAGAAAAUGAAUCAAAAAAUUGCUGCUCGUGUUCCAAGACAAAACCUUUGCCAAACAUAGGUGAUGACCCAGAAGCACAAAUACAGUUUGAAGAUUUUCUUCAUAAUAAAGUAUACUUAAAAAACCCCAAUGCACCUAAAACUCCAAAAAAUGUUUCUGUGAUUCCAACAUCCUCUCCAGUUCGAGAUGCAACAUCAUCUAAUUUCCUAAAUGAAACAUUCACAUCUAAACCAGGAAGAACAUCGUCAAUUACUCCUGUUGUGGAAAAUGUUACUGAAGCAACAACAACAUUGCUUCCAGAACUUGAGGAAGGAUAUUUUCACUAUGAAGUCCGUGAUGCUAUGUUCCUUGCUGUAAAAAACCUCCAUCACUUUACUGAAUAUACUAUUGAAGUACGAGCUUGCCAAAAUAAGGAUGAAUUGGAUGAUGAGCCAUGUAGUUCACAAAGUAUUACCACAGUUAGGACAUUUCCAUUAGGUGGUGCUGAUGAUAUUGAUGUAUCAAGUAUUGUAAUAAAUAAUGAAAAUUUAACCAGUGGCAUCUUGUUUGUUAAAUGGGAUGAGCCAAAAGAUUAUAAUGGUUUAAUUGUUAAUUAUCACAUAGAGAUAAGAUCUGCAGAAGCAAGCGAAUAUAAACCUCUACCUGUAUGUAUAACUCAAGUAGAAUAUCAAAAAAGAAGUGGAUAUAGUCUAUAUGACUUGCUACCCGGAAAUUAUUCCUUGCGUUUGAGGGCUACCUCAUUAGCUGGAAAUGGCAAUUGGACAACACCUUUAUAUUUUGUCAUUCCAGAUUCUAGAGGUGGUUUAAGAUCAGAGAUCUUGGCAUUUUUAGUGGUAGCUGUUAUUAUAGUCUGCAUCAUUAUUCUUGGAGCUGCAUUCUAUGUUUUCUAUCGCAAAAAAUAUUUGAAUGACAUACCUACAAUGCUGUAUGCUUCUGUGAAUCCAGAGUAUAUGAGUGCAGUUUACGAACCAGAUGAAUGGGAAGUGCCUAGAGAUAAAAUCAAGUUACUUCAAGAGCUUGGACAAGGAUCAUUUGGUAUGGUGUACAGAGGGGAAUAUGAAACUUCUGAUAAACAAAUUUUGAAAUGUGCUGUCAAGACUGUGAAUGAAUCUGCAUCUCUGAGAGAAAGAAUUGAAUUUUUGCAAGAAGCAUCUGUGAUGAAGGCUUUCAACUGCCAUCAUGUUGUCAAAUUGCUAGGUGUUGUUUCCAAAGGCCAUCCAACUUUGGUAAUAAUGGAGUUAAUGGGCAAAGGAGAUCUAAAAGCUUAUCUUCGAUCUCGUCGCCCAGACAACGAGGAUAACAUUGCUGGACCUCAUUUACCUCCACCAACAUUGAGUGAAAUUUUGCAAAUGGCAGUUGAAAUCGCCGAUGGUAUGGCUUAUCUUGCUGCAAAAAAAUUUGUGCACAGGGAUCUAGCAGCUAGAAACUGUAUGGUUUCUGAUGACUUAACAGUAAAAAUAGGAGAUUUUGGAAUGACUCGAGAUAUUUACGAGACUGACUAUUAUCGUAAAGGUGGUAAAGGUUUACUGCCUGUGCGAUGGAUGGCACCAGAAUGUUUAAAGGAUGGAUUAUUUAGUUCGCAAUCUGACAUAUGGUCCUAUGGUGUGGUACUUUGGGAAAUGGCAACUUUAGCAUCCCAACCAUACCAAGGAUUAGCCAAUGAACAAGUACUCCAUUUUGUAAUUUCUGGUGGGAAAAUGUCAAAGCCUGAAAAUUGUCCAGCAAAAUUGUAUGCCAUAAUGGAGCUGUGCUGGGCCAAAAAUCCAAAGGCACGACCAACUUUUACAGAACUCAUAGACAUGCUGCUUCCAGAUAUCAACCAAAAUCAUUUUCGUGAAGUGUCCUUUUAUUUCACUCAACGACAGGAGACGAGCGCCAAAGAGACUGACGUUGACUCAGCCACUGCUUCAACCCCUAUGAGGACUCAGUGGAUGGACUCUCAAAACUCACGAGAGGAUUCUGAUGCUGAAUCAGAAAUUGCAUUUUUCCCUCCCACAAGGAGCAUUACCCAAAGAGACUAUACGAGGGGAAAAAAUUCUCUUGAUGGUAAUGCAAGAGGGGACAGCAGAGCUUACAGUGUUCAUUCCAAUGAUGGCAGCAAAGGCAUGUCUGUAACGUCUUCGGACGAUAGUAAAGGUAGCAAAGUGAGUAGUACUUCAAACGGAAGUGUACCCAAUGGACUUGUACCUUAUGUACCCUGUCGAACUACCACAUGUUGAUUGUACAUUAAAUGUGUGCUGUCGUAUGGUGCAUGCAUGGAACUUCAAUAACUGAAAACUACAUAAAUAUGUGUUUGGUCUUUUAACUUCAAAACCUGUACAGAUCUUGUGUAUAUGUGUGCUUGUCAUUGUAUGUAUAUGUAUAUAUAUGAGUAUAUGUAUGCAUACAAUCCUAUACAUAUUAUUUAUGACCUUGUACAGUAUGUGUCUGUCAUCCAGUGAUUCCAGAACAGUAGGAACAGAAUUUUAUAUGAGUGUGUCAAUCUAUGUGGCUUGUGUCUUCUUAGCUAUAUGUAUCUGAGCUCUCGUCUUUUAUUUUUAAAUCAUCAGAGUCAGGAGUUUAAUCUGUUUUUCCUUUUAGUCAGCUAACUAUUUUGUACAUUCCCUCUGAUUUCAACAUCUGUCAUACUAUCAUAGUUUUUUUAUGUUAACAUUUUGUCAAUCAUUUAAGAGUUAUGCUUUGUAUUGUGCUGUGUAUCAUCAGUAAGAAUAUCUCUUAUAAUGACUAGCUCCUGGUCAAGUACUAUUUGAAUGAUUGACAAUUUGUUUUGAUUGUUUAUUGGACAAUAUUUAGCAACAACUGCAAUUGCAACUGUCAUGAAAAAUUUGAUUCUUAUUGUAAUUGAUUCUGGGCAUAAAAUUUUAAAUUUAUAUGAAAUUAAUUUUUAAACAAAAUUGCAAACAUCUGUAUUGUCAAAAUUAAUUCAGUUGUUGGGUAUAAUUGCUGCAAUUUGAAGAUUAUUUAUUAGAAACUAUCAAAUAUUAUUUGAUAAAGGAGUGCAUUUGUUGUUUUGAUAGCAUUAGGAACGAAGCAAGUUUUUAAAAUUAUUUUAUUAAAUAUGUAAGUAAAUUCUUAAUAUAUAAAAUUUCAAAAAAGAGAGACAAAGCAGAGAAAAUCUUGAAAAUUUUAAUGAAUGAAAAAGAUAAUUGUAAAACUUAAUUGAUUAAUUCAUAUUCUCUCUAUUUUUUUAUUUUUAUUUAUAUACAUUAAAUUUGUCGAUGAUACAAGAUUAUGCUUUUAAAUUUUUUUGUCUUUUCAAAAUUUCUAAUGAAUUAAGAGAACAAUACUUUUUAUCUAUUAGCUCAAAAAACUGCAGAGAUUAAUUUGUUACAGAAAUUAUAUUAAAAGUAAAUGUGUUAUUUUUGUAAAGUUUUGGUAAGUUAUUUUAAUAGAAGGACUAGAAUUUUUUAGAAA
Messenger RNA from Argiope bruennichi, 6001 nucleotides. Its product is annotated as insulin-like peptide receptor. Gene Ontology annotation, biological process: positive regulation of MAPK cascade; positive regulation of phosphatidylinositol 3-kinase/protein kinase B signal transduction; multicellular organism development. Gene Ontology annotation, cellular component: insulin receptor complex; membrane; axon. The record is from RefSeq and is a predicted model, not a curated record. The transcript is spliced from 25 exons. The coding region runs from base 439 to 4806 and encodes 1455 amino acids. Gene Ontology annotation, molecular function: insulin receptor substrate binding; insulin receptor activity; ATP binding. NCBI's taxonomy places the organism in Eukaryota, Metazoa, Arthropoda, Arachnida, Araneae, Araneidae.